This is a messenger RNA of Megalopta genalis, 3117 nucleotides long. RefSeq names its product N-alpha-acetyltransferase 35 (gene Naa35). Gene Ontology annotation, cellular component: NatC complex. The record is from RefSeq and is a predicted model, not a curated record. NCBI's taxonomy places the organism in Eukaryota, Metazoa, Arthropoda, Insecta, Hymenoptera, Halictidae. Gene Ontology annotation, biological process: N-terminal peptidyl-methionine acetylation.
GGUUUCGUGUUGUUGGCAGUACUGCAAAAUGUGACAGGUCAGUCUGCAGGAAUGGCGACUAUGAUGGAAGAACAGAAUUCGGUUGACAUGGGCAAAGAUAAAGAAUCACAAUUCGAUGAAGUCAGUUGCAAUUGGGUGGACAUCACCCAAGAGUUUUUCGAGGCCAUCACAGAGCUGGAGUUAGGGGAACUUUUGCGUGAUAAAUUGUUUGGAUUAUUUGAAGCAAUGUCUGCAAUUGAAAUGAUGGAUCCAAAGAUGGAUGCUGGCAUGCAAUGCAACAGGGGCAGCAACAAACCAUGUACUUUUUCACAGGCUGUUGACUCUGGUGCAUUAAAAUUGGACAAUCUGACACCAUCCGAAGUUAUAGGAAUAAUUGAUUCAACCUAUGCGUGUAUAGUGUCGUGGCUUGAAGGUCAUAGUCUGGCACAAACUGUUUUCACUAACUUGUACCUUCACCAGCCCAGUCAAAUAGUAGAUAAACCUCUGAAGACUUUUUGUUAUGCUGUGUACAAAAUAAUUGAGAUAAUUAAAGAUUGCAUAAAUAAAGCAUUAGUGUUCGAAGAAGAAGACUUUCAAAGUGUUACUUACGGCUACAGAUUGCAACAAGACAUUGCAGAACAAAAAACUUUAUCUAUGUUACGUGAAGUAGAAGAAGAACUGCAUAGGAAAAGUAGAAUAAAGCCAGUUGACGCAGAAUCUGAGAAAGAAUACAAUGAUGGACUGGCCUUGUAUGCAAGAAUUAGAUUUACCAAAUUGUUCUAUCAAAUCUUGUCGUUAAUGGGAAAGAAAGAGCAACUGCAACAGAAUUUAAACGACUGUCAUAGAUUAUUAAACAAGUGUUCAUACAUGAUUCAAGUUAUGAUUAAGACAGUAGAUCGUGGAGAGAAGGCUGACGAUAUUUCCAACUAUCCAAAUAUCAUGGGAUUUAAUCCCAUGGUGAAUCACAGAUUAUUACCACCAACAUUCCCGCGAUACACUAAAAUAAAACCGAGAAUAGAGGCGCUAAAAUAUCUGGACGAAUUAAUAAUUAGGAUUAGAACGGUCACCAUGAUUACCAAUCAGACCGGUCUUCAUGCAGCUUUGGACUAUUUUUUAGAAUUCUCAAGACAUAGUCCGUGUAUAUUAUCUAGAUCCAUGCUACAGAUAGUGUAUUUACCCACAACGAAUCGAGUAUUCGGUGUGCACAAUUUUGCCGAUGUUCUGAAAGAGGCGGCGCGGAACUUUAUCGCGCCGCCGGUCUUAAUGCCAAAGAGCACGUUGCUUCAGAAUCAUCAAGCUAAGGAAUACGUUGAUAGUUUUAUGUCCCACUGCGUCAGCCUGUUCGGCAUGCUGUUGCAGCUCACCGGUCACAACAGAGCAAGGCAAAGAGAUAAAUUGGCGCAUCUGCUGGAGGACUUCGCUGCAUUGCAGGAUGAAGCGGAAAGAGUAGAUGGGUUCUUACAUACGUUGUCUUUAAAAAGUCUUACACCCAGGUCGCAUCUAGCUUGUUUUGCAACAUGGAUUUUGUAUCAUACGCUGCGAGUAAUGGUCAUGUACUUGUUAAGCGGGUUCGAACUGGAAUUAUAUUCGGUACACGAAUACCAUUACAUAUACUGGUACCUUUAUGAAUUUCUUUAUGGAUGGCUUGUGUCAGCCAUCACGAGAGCCGAUACAUUUUUAAUGGAGCAGGAUGUGCAUAACGACGCGCAUAAAGGCAGAGGUGCCAAGAAGAGCGCUAAAAAUAAAAAAAAGAAAUCAACGCCAAGACCGUACGACAUAGAAAUAUUGAUAUAUCAGGCUAUGCAAAAUAUAUGCGGUGGAUAUUAUAAAGCUUUAGUCGGGUUUCGCAUGGAUGGAAGAAUACCUCUUCCUGAAGUACAGUUCGAUUCGGAACGCGUUCGGUACGAGCACAGGUUAUUACCAUUUUCUUCGCUACUAACACCGCCGCCAGUUCAUUACCAGGAAUUCCUAGAUAUGACUAAUGCACAGAUGCAUAAAAGAAACGAAAAGGUUACCAGCGAGAUGCUGUACUUAGCUGGGUGUAGACACUUUCAUCAAGCGAGGAACAUGCUGGAACGAGCCUUAUUUCUUUACCCCCAGAAUGCAUGUGCUGUAAAUGAGAUUAACGACUUAUUAAAAAUAUCGAAAACUAAUUUCGUGGUCUUAAAGUUACUCGCCGGCGGACAUCAAAAGGACUCGAAGGAACCGCCAGUAUUCGACUUCUCCUGUCACCAACACUUCCCGCUGAUCAAGCUCACGAAACUGAACUCUUUGUAAUGGCCCCCCGUUUCCACCUGCAAACUGGACAUAUUAUUUAUUUUAGCUUUAACCGUGGAAAAAAAUAUUUUUGUGUUGCUGACAUUUCGAUGCCUUUUCUUCCCCGUUUAAACCACGAGAUUUUACAGCCACCCCCGUCGCUCUUCGACUCCUGCCCACCCCUUGCUCCGCUGCACUCCACUAAUUUGUCUCCGUCAUUAACCAGUCUUCUCCCUUCAUUGUACAGAUAUGUAUUAUUUGUCGUAUAUAUUUUGUGGAUAAAUUUCUAUAUUAAACGAGAAACGAUAUUUGUAUAUAGUUUAUCACAGAUUGUAUAUGUUUUAAGUGAGUUCACAUGUGGAUUACUGAAGAAUGAAUGUGUCGCUCGUCUGAGGAUAAAAGGGUUCGUGAUGUUCACAGGUCGCCGCGAGAUGUAAAUACAACUUGUAGAAUGUAUAGCUACGAAACGUUGUAUAGUAAACAAAUUAUGCUACGCCGACGAAAACUGUUCACAGUUUCCCCCAUUGUUAGAGACACUCACGCGCAACAUCCUGAAUGUAUUACAAGCUUCCACGCAACACACCGAUCCGGAUGGUAGAACUUUUUUUUACCAUUGAGUGAUCUCGCAAUUCCAUUGAUCUCAUGACCUGGUUUGUUUGUACGAGUACCACCAUUCUGAUUUAGUCAGGAGACAUCACGGUUUAUACAUUGUUAAAUUCUGUACGACGCAGAACGAAGAGAAGAAAGAUUGUAACCAGCCCACGUGACGUUGAAUCCGAGCGCAGGAUUACUGAUAAACGCGAUCAACAAUGAUACCUGUAAAUCACAAAAUUCGUGUGAGAAAGUGAUGUAUGUCUAAUAAAAGUAAUAGUCUGACAAUGA